AAGCUGCUCUCUUCUCUUUCUUCUUCUUCUUCUUCUUCUUGUCUCACUCCUUCUCUCUCUGAGUCUUUCUCAUGCUUCGAUCCAAGAAACAAAAACACCACCACAAACACCACCGCAGCCACCAGAUUUGUAACCCUCCACAACCAGUUCCGUCUCACUCUCUCUCUCUCUGCUAUCUCGGAUUCUCUCUCUCGUCUCAGCCAUGGCCGAACCCUUGAGCGCCACCACCACCACUAGUAACCGUUGGCCUCCCCUUUCUCUCUCUAUGCCUUUAUUUCUACUUUUCCUUCCUCUGUUUUUGGUUGUAUCUAGGUUGUCUUGGUGACUGGGCUCAAUUUGGGAUGUGAAAAAGCUUUGACAAUUUGGCUUGGGUUUGAAAUUUGGGGCAUUUGAGUGGAUGUGUUUCUAGAUCUGGGAAAAAAAGAGAGUACAAAACAACCAAGUUGAAAAUGUUGCUAAAGGAAAGGAAGAGGGAUCUGGUGGCUAUGGAUUUCGAAAGGCGGUGGCAGCCGAUUGAGUUAGCGGCAAAAUGAAUUCUGACGUGAAGUAUGCAACUGUGAUAAAGAUUAUAGGGAGGACAGGAUCAAGAGGGCAGGUGACUCAGGUGAGAGUGCAGUUUAUGGAUGAAAGCAAGCGGCAAAUUACAAGGAACGUCAAGGGACCAGUCAGGGAAGGGGACAUCCUCGCCCUACUAGAGUCUGAGAGGGAAGCAAGAAGGUUGCGUUGAGGGGGCUCAUAUUUGGCCACCCAGUUAUUUCAAAUGUUUAGGCUAAUGCCACCAUUAGGUUGUCUGUCUUGAAUAAGAUUUUGCAUUGAACUCAAUAGUUUUGGUAUUUUACUUUCACAUUUCAAUAUUUCAAUGGCACAUUUCUAAAUAUCAAUUACAUUACCAGGUAAGCUAGGCUUAACUAAUUAUGAGCUUGGUAUGAUAGUUUUUUCACCGAAGAGUAAUCUAAAGAUGUAGCAAUAACAAGUUUAACACAUUAUAUGAAUGCAUGCUUAGUUUAUA
Molecule: messenger RNA, 1009 nt
Organism: Quercus lobata
Lineage: Eukaryota; Viridiplantae; Streptophyta; Magnoliopsida; Fagales; Fagaceae
Product: 40S ribosomal protein S28-1-like
Exons: 2
Coding region: 530-727 (65 amino acids)
Biological process (GO): translation; ribosomal small subunit assembly; maturation of SSU-rRNA
Cellular component (GO): ribosome; cytosolic small ribosomal subunit
Molecular function (GO): structural constituent of ribosome
Source: RefSeq, a predicted model, not a curated record